Megalopta genalis is the source of this 5173-nucleotide messenger RNA. The record is from RefSeq and is a predicted model, not a curated record. NCBI's taxonomy places the organism in Eukaryota, Metazoa, Arthropoda, Insecta, Hymenoptera, Halictidae.
UUCAAGAGCCUCAGUCGUUCUUGACUCUUCGACCACGGAGAUUAGGGACCUCGUAUGAACAGUUGGCGGCGCAUAAUCCCGAAAACUUUACACGUGCUUUGUCGACCGUAACGUAGAGGAGCAACAUGAAGUUCUUGAAGUGUCUUGUGCCGGUGGUGUUACUGCUGUCUGCUGGAAACUGUAAUCCAACACCCGGACUAAUCGGCCAAAUAGCAGCAAAACAUGGUAUCAAUCUGGACCCCUUGGGACUCUUUAACAAAGGAAACCAAGCAUCGAGCAACUCGCAAACGCGCGGCACCAGCUUCAAUCUGGGACCUCUUUCCAUUUCAUCGUCAUCGUCAUCGUCAUCUGCCGUCGCCAAUGGCGAAGGGACUGGUUUGGCCAAUGCCAAAGCGAAUUCCCAAUCCUCUGCCGGGUCUGGCUCUGCCGUAGCAAACGCUCAAGCCUCGGCGACCGCUAAUGCUCAAGGUGUGGAUGGUUCUCCGGGGCCAUACUACAAUCCGAACGCCGGCGGCGCCUACGACGAUGGUUAUAACAGUUACAAUCCACGUGGUAGUCGUCAUCACGGUGGUAACGCCGGUGCACAGUCGUUAGCGGGCGCGAAUUACGGUGGGCAGGCCGGCGCGAAUGCAGGAGCGAAUGCAGGAGCGAAUUACGGUGCGCAGGCCGGCGCGAAUGCGGGAGCGAACGGAAAUUACGGAGGGCAGGUCGGCGCGAAUGCAGGAGCGAACGCCGGCUACGGUGGUGCAUACGCCGGCGCUGAAGCCAGCGCGCAAAGCGGCGCGAACACCGGUUCGUACGCAGGUGCAUCUGCUGGUGCAGGCUCUGGGGCAGGUACUGGGGCCGUCUCGAACGCGAACACGAACGUGAACACGAACGCGAACACGAACGCGAACACGAACACGAACGUGAACACAAACGUGAACACGAACGUGAACACAUUAGCCAGCACGAACGCGAAUGCGAACACCAACGCCAACACGAACGUGAACACGAACGUGAACACCGUGGUGAACACGAACACCGGCACGAGAGCACCGAUCAACUAUUAUCCAUCCGGGAACGUUCAAGCGAACGCUGGCGCAAAUGCGAUCUCUAACGACGCAUUGAACGCGAUCCCAGAGAGACAAUACUCCCCGUACAAUCCUAGCCUGGUCCAAGGGCCACCGAGCUACCCGAGUUACCACAGAGAACCGGAGGUCAUCUCCGUUCCCUUUCAAAGACCCGUGCCAAUGCCCUAUCCGAGACCGGAUGUGAUCAUCCAACAGUACCCGCCACCUCGGCCGAUCCCGCCGCCUCAUCCGAUCCCCGGUCUGCCGCCGAGCCCGCCGCGCAACGACGGGGACACGGUGAUGAUACCUGUGGUCGUUGUGGACGGCCCACCGUACGGCAGGCCCAUGGACGGUCCACCGUACGGCAGGCCCAUGGACGGUCCACCGUACGGCAGGCCCAUGGCCAGACCGAGGCCGAUGCACCGUCCGAAACCGAAGUACGAGCCGUGGCAGAUCGUCGUGAUCGAGAGCACGGAGCCGCAAGGCCAAGCAGGUGGAAGAGGAGGAUACUACGGGCCGACAGGACAACAACAUCCGUCGGGCUCAUGGGGAGCCAAUGCCAACGCCAAUGCCAUUGCCACUGCUAACGCGAAUGCGAACGCCGACGCAAAUGGAGCCCGUUACACGAAUCAGCCCGGUUACAAUCAGCAACAACAGUACCCCGUAAACGGUGGGUCGUACCCCAGCGGAUCCGGGAAUCCAUUCUUCGAUGGAUCGGCUCAAGCCAAUGCUGCCGCCACCGCUGCCGCCAACGCCGCUGCCACCGCUGCCGCCAACGCCGCUGCCACCGGCAACGGAAACGUUUAUCCUGGCCCUGCGCAAAACCUCGGAUACUAUCCAAACAGUGGUCCGGCCGGAGGAAACAAUCCUUUCCUGACUGGAGGGGGUCAAGUGAACGCCAACGUCAACGCUGGAUCAAACGCCGGUUCCACGCCGCAGCAACAGAAUCCCUUCCUGAACACCGGUUCUCCGGUCUACGGGGUCAACGACGGUCAGACGAAACCUGGUUUCGGACAGAUGGUGAUCAACGGAGGAAGCUUGGCGAACGCGAACGCGGGAGCAACAGCUGCCAGCAAAGCGAGCCCUAUCCCUACCUCGUACCCAGGUCAAAUAACCGCUCCAGGGAAGUACGUCGUCCCGCAACCUGAAUACAAUCAGCCGCCCAAGCUGAUCCCGGUGGAGCCGGCUGCGGAACAGAUACCCACCAAUGGUGGACCAAUUUACACGCCGUCAAAGCCAGCCUAUGGAUUCGAAUCAGGCGGCAUGAACAUCUACCAAGAUGUCUAUCCUGCUAGUAAACAGGUGAUAACCGGUCCCUCUGCGCCGGGUUAUGGACAAAAUGGAGGCGUGUACGGCGGCCCUGGCAACGGUUAUCCUGGAUCGAACGUUGGAGGAUCCAGCGGUGCUAAUGCUAACUCCAACGCGGCAGUCAAUGGCGGCAGCUCUGGCAGCGGUUAUCCUGGAUCGAAUUUUGGAGGAUCUGGCGGUGCUAACGCUAACGCGGCGGCCAAUGCGGGAAGCACCGUGUUCGGCGGCCCUAGCAACGGUUAUCCUGGAUCGAACGUUGGAGGAUCCAGCGGUGCUAACGCUGGCGUCAAGACUGUAGCCAAUGCGGGAAGCAGCGCGUUAGACGGCUCUGGCAGCGGUUACCCUGGAUCUGGCGGUGCUAACGCUGUUGGAGGAUCCAGCGGUGCUAACGCUGGCGUCAAGGCGGUAGCCAAUGCGGCUAACGCUGGCGUCAAGGCGGUAGCCAAUGCGGGAAGCAGCGCGUUAGUCGGCUCUGGCAGCGGUUACCCUGGAUCUGGCGGUGCUAACGCUAACGCGGCAGCCAAUGCGGGAAGCAGCGUGUUCGGCGGCUCUGGCAGCGGUUAUCCUGGAUCGAACGUUGGAGGAUCCAGCGGUGCUAACGCUGGCGUCAAGGCGGUAGCCAAUGCGGGAAGCAGCGCGUUAGUCGGCUCUGGCAGCGGUUACCCUGGAUCUGGCGGUGCUAACGCUAACGCGGCAGCCAAUGCGGGAAGCAGCGUGUUCGGCGGCUCUGGCAGCGGUUAUCCUGGAUCGAACGUUGGAGGAUCCAGCGGUGCUAACGCUGGCGUCAAGGCGGUAGCCAAUGCGGGAAGCAGCGCGUUAGUCGGCUCUGGCAACGCUGGCGUCAAGGCGGUAGCCAAUGCGGGAAGCAGCGCGUUAGUCGGCUCUGGCAGCGGUUACCCUGGAUCUGGCGGUGCUAACGCUAACGCGGCAGCCAAUGCGGGAAGCAGCGUGUUCGGCGGCUCUGGCAGCGGUUAUCCUGGAUCGAACGUUGGAGGAUCCAGCGGUGCUAACGCUGGCGUCAAGGCGGUAGCCAAUGCGGGAAGCAGCGCGUUAGUCGGCUCUGGCAGCGGUUACCCUGGAGGCAGCGGUUACCCUGGAUCUGGCGGUGCUAACGCUAACGCGGCAGCCAAUGCGGGAAGCAGCGUGUUCGGCGGUUCUGGCAACGGUUAUCCUGGAUCGAACGUUGGUGGAUCCAGCGGUGCUAACGCUGGCGCCAAGGCGGUAGCCAAUGCGGGAAGUAGCGCGUUCGGCGGCUCUGGCAACGGUUACCCUGGAUCUGGCGGUGCUAACGCUAACGCGGCAGCCAAUGCGGGAAGCAGCGUGUUCGGCGGUUCUGGCAACGGUUAUCCUGGAUCGAACGUUGGUGGAUCCAGCGGUGCUAACGCUGGCGCCAAGGCGGUAGCCAAUGCGGGAAGUAGCGCGUUCGGCGGCUCUGGCAACGGUUACCCUGGAUCUGGCGGUGCUAACGCUAACGCGGCAGCCAAUGCGGGAAGCAGCGUGUUCGGCGGCUCUGGCAGCGGUUAUCCUGGAUCGAACUUUGGAGGAUCCAGCGGUGCUAACGCUGGCGUCAAGGCGGUAGCCAAUGCGGGAAGUAGCGUGUUAGACGGCUCUGGCAACGGUUACCCUGGAUCUGGCGGUGCUAACGCUAACGCGGCAGCCAAUGCGGGAAGCAGCGUGUUCGGCGGCUCUGGCAGCGGUUAUCCUGGAUCGAACUUUGGAGGAUCCGGCAGUGCUAUCGCUAAAGCUGAUUCCAGCGCCGUUGCUGGAAGCUCACCUGGAAUGUAUGGAGAUGGAUCGUACGGUUCAUCCAACGCAGUCGCGAACUCUAACAGCUUCGCGAACGGCGGCUCGGCUUCAAGUUCCAGCAAAUCAUCGGCAUUCACCUCGGGAAGAGGGUCGGCUAACGCGAACGCGAACGCGCAAGCAUUGAGCAACGCUGUGUCCUCGGGCAGUAGGAGCUCAGCAUCCAGUUUCGCGUCCUCCCACGCGAACACCGAAGAUAUGCUGAUAUUCAGCAACUGAUCUGACGAAGGCCACCGACACCACCCGCAUAAGGUUCAUCGAUGAAGCAUCCCGAUACCAUAGACGUGCCAUCGCUCCUAAGGUCUUAGAUAGGUUCCCUCGACAUACGAGAAUAUGAUUUUUAUAAUGUUUUUGUAAUUCGUGUCUCAGACUGUCUGUGCACAUCUGGCGACGCGUCGAGUGACGUAGGAAUCGACGAGAAAACGCUGAAUCGCGUAUACUAUUAACGGUCAGAUAAUAGUUUACGCGUCUCGACGUAAUAAAUAUUUCGACGCUUCGUACAUAAGUCUUGCGUAAUGUUUUACUGCGCUUCGUCUACCGGAUGGAGAUUAUCUUCUGACGAAGCCGGGUUCCGUCGACACUCGAUUUGUAAAUACCUCGAACGUUUCAACCGAUGAUUUUCUUCUUUUUUUUAUUUUUUAUUAAUCACUGACAGACGAAAAUUUCGUGGCGAAUAGUGAAUAUUAUUAGCUGGCAGCUCCUGGUAUCAUUCUUGCCAAUACACGGCGACGUCGAGAUUGUUAUUAUGUACUUCCAGUAGUGUUCCGUCAAAUGAUCGGGGGUUGUUAUUAGGCGCUUUCUUUUUUAAAUAGCUUCGCUUCGAGCACUUUUUACAUGAUCUUCCGAGGAGAUCAAACGCAUGAGUAAUACUCUGACUCAUUAUACUAUACUCAUUAUAUAUUAUAUUACUAUAAGUACACAGCUAUUGCGAGAGUAGCGUGCGAGUAGAUUGUAAAGUUAGACGAAUUUUCCCAAUGUUCGUUGGUUCGGAAUAAAAUCGUUCGCUCUGA